ACUUCAUCCUCCUGCCAACAUCUGCACAGCUGCAAUAGACAAAUAAAAAAAGAAAGAUUUCCUCAUUUAAAAAAAAUCUUGCAUCAGACCGGUAUGAUGAAGACGAUCUGGGGUCCGUGGCUGCUCUGCUUGGCCGCGAGCUUCCAAGCGGCCCACGCGGGUCCGGUCGUGCAGACCGGGAGGACGGAGGACAAGGCCGCGCCGGAGCAAGAGGUCAACGUGCUCAUGUUUGGUGUCAUACAGCUAAGCGAAUCCCUGAACUAUGUUUUUGAAACCACCGAGGCAAAGAUCGCCAAAAUACAUCAAACUUUGAGGAGCCACGAGGGGACUCUCCAAAAUCUGGGGAGGGAGACCGAGCACGCUGCCCGCGUGGAGAAACAGAUGAAAGAGGUGAUACAGCUGCUUCAGAACCAGAUGGCCGAGCAACGGGCUCAGACCAAGAUGACUAGAGACUGCCUGGCCAGCUUGGAGCAGGAAGAGGCGGAGCUGAAAACCAAAGUGCAGAAGUUGGAGAUGUAUCUCCACUCCAACAUGAGCAUCAAAGGGCUGCAGGAAAGAGCAAAGGAGCAAGCCAAACUCUUGAAAGGUUUACAGCAUUUGACCCAGUACCAAAAAGAGAAUAUUGAGACUCAGAAUAAGAAGCUCUCCCAACUCCAGAAGAUGAGUGAAACUAUGUCAUAGUUUUACUAUUCUCCCGGAUUUCAUCUGUAUAAAGUCACUGCACUCCCUUCCAACCCCACGAUGACUGCUAUAAAACUACUACACGGACAGAAAAUAUAUUUUUAGUAGUCUUAUGUUUUUGUCCUUGUGGCUGUCAACAAUUUUAUGCCUUUUGUUUAUCUUGACUUUGAAAUACAAGUAAAGAACUUUUUAGAGAGCCAUUUAAAUAAAGCUGUUAAAUUAUUAAA
This is a messenger RNA of Gasterosteus aculeatus aculeatus (three-spined stickleback), 908 nucleotides long. It is a transcript of the gene angptl8, whose product is annotated as angiopoietin like 8. NCBI's taxonomy places the organism in Eukaryota, Metazoa, Chordata, Actinopteri, Perciformes, Gasterosteidae. The record is from RefSeq and is a predicted model, not a curated record. Gene Ontology annotation, biological process: triglyceride homeostasis; regulation of lipid metabolic process.